AUGAAAAGGCAAAAUCAAAGCUCUGUGGUUGAGUUCAUCCUCCUUGGCUUUUCUAACUUUCCAGAACUCCAACAGCAGCUCUUUGGGAUUUUCUUGAUUAUUUAUCUGGUGACCCUGACAGGAAAUGCCAUCAUUAUAGUCAUCAUCUCCCUGGAACAGAGCCUCCACGUUCCCAUGUAUCUGUUUCUCCUGAACUUGUCUGUGGUUGAUGUGAGUAUCAGCGCGGUCAUUAUGCCUGAAAUGCUGGUGGUCCUCGCCACUGAAAAAACUUCAAUUUCAUUUGUGAGCUGUUUUGCACAGAUGUAUUUUGUUCUUUUUUUUGGUGGAACUGAAUGUUUUCUCCUGGGGGCAAUGGCUUAUGACCGAUUUGCUGCAAUCUGCUGUCCUCUGAGCUACCCAGUGAUUAUGAACAAAAAGGUUUUCAUGAAAUUGGUUAUAUGCUCAUGGGGCUUAGGUUUCACAUUAGGUACUGUGCAAACAUCAUGGGUGUCUAGUUUUCCCUUUUGUGGCCCCAAUGAAAUUAAUCAUAUCUCUUGUGAAACCCCUGCAGUGCUAGAGCUUGCCUGUGCAGACACCUUUAUGUUUGAAAUCUACGCAUUCACUGGCACCGUUUUGAUUAUCAUGGUUCCUUUCUUAUUGAUACUCUUGUCUUACACUCAAAUCCUCUUUGCCAUCCUGAAGAUGAAAUCAACCACUGGGAGGCAAAAAGCCUUUUCCACCUGUGCCUCCCAUCUCACCUCUGUCACCCUCUUCUAUGGCACGGCCAGUAUGACUUACUUACAACCCAAAUCUGGCUACUCCCCAGAAACCAAGAAGCUGAUGUCAUUGUCUUACUCACUUCUCACACCUCUGCUGAAUCCACUGAUCUACAGUUUGCGAAACAGUGAGAUGAAAAGAGCUUUGGUGAAAUUAUGGCGAAGAAAAGUGGAUUUACACACACUCUGACUGUGCUGAGAAGCCGUG
This is a messenger RNA of Vicugna pacos (alpaca), 963 nucleotides long. Its product is annotated as olfactory receptor 10A6. NCBI's taxonomy places the organism in Eukaryota, Metazoa, Chordata, Mammalia, Artiodactyla, Camelidae. Gene Ontology annotation, molecular function: olfactory receptor activity; G protein-coupled receptor activity. The record is from RefSeq and is a predicted model, not a curated record. Gene Ontology annotation, cellular component: membrane. Gene Ontology annotation, biological process: G protein-coupled receptor signaling pathway.